AUGGCUGCGGCCACAACCGUAGCACCAGUCGAGUUCAAUCCAACGCGACAGGGUAAAUUCAAGGUCCUCAUCGGCGAUAGUCUAAAACCGGGCGCUGAAGACGGACAAUCGCCGAAUGUUUAUUCGAGCUUCAGAUACAACACGGCGCCGCCCUCCGGACCCUCGAAACUGUCACAAACCGACAGUGGUCAAUUCAACCUUCUAUACGAGGACGACAGAGAAACAUCCUACACCGGCGCCCAACGACCGGGCCGAAAGCUCGAAUGCAUCCUGGUGUACAACCCCAAGGACAAUACUUUCACCCUCGAACGCACCUCUUCCAUAUUCACCUUCAACCAGUCCCACCCUUUCUCCGAGGCACCAUCGAUACCUGCAGCAACCUACGAGGAUGAAGUAACAGCUGCAGUCGGAAAUAGCGAUGAUGAAGACGCCCAAUUGGCUGAUGCCGAAAACCCUUUCGAUGUCAGACACUUCACUAGUAGAGUGCUGCCGAACUCUGAUGAAGAUGAGGAUGAACGGGAGGAUCAGAAAGAAGAGGACACAGAUGUUGAAAUGGAGGACGUAGACCCUCAAGCUGCAGUCACCGAGCCCGAACAGGAACAGGAAACAGCGGUAACCCCUGGCCAGUCGGCUUCGACGCCUAUACCAGCUUCAUCUGCGACACCAACACCGAAUCCAUCCCUUGGAAUGAUAAAACGGAAAGCAAAGGCGGUCAACCCUUUCAUGAAACCCAACCGGAAACCGAAAGCGCCUGCGGCAUCCAACAACGGCAGGUCACCUCUUCUUCACCCGGACAUGGCAUCACAUGGCAAAGAAGCUUCGAUGUCACCUCAACCCCGCCUUCCCUCGCCAAUGCACGUCGACCGCAAACCUGCAGCAAGGAAAGGUCGAGUUCAACAGAAAGAAGAAUCAUCGGAAUCGGAUGCCGACUCCAGUGACGAAGAAGAUAAUCGCAGGAGGCCGCCACCACCGGUUAAUAAGCAUAUUCAAUCAGUCGCCAUGUCCCGAGAACCAUCGUUUUCAGGUUCCAUUCUUUCGAAUAACGCCCCAGAUGAACUUGAAUUCCCGGAUCCGAAGAGCGAGGACAAGGGCGAUGGGGAGGACGACGAUUUUGAUCUCGAUAAAGCUAUGGCUGAGGAAUUCGACUUUAUGGAGGAUGAUGAUGAAGGCGAAGGCGAAGGCGGCGGCGGCGGCGAACUUACUAUCGAAGGAGAGGAUGACAAUCGCUCAGGAAUCGGCUUGGGGAUUGGCAAUAUCAACAGUACGGCGGUCCCAGUAAGCUUGAGUAGUAUGAUGGGCGGCAGGAGAAGAGACGAGAGUGAGGAGGAGAGCAGUGAAGAAGAGUAG
This is a messenger RNA of Orbilia oligospora ATCC 24927, 1347 nucleotides long. RefSeq lists its product as uncharacterized. Bases 1 to 1347 code for a protein of 448 amino acids. The transcript is spliced from 3 exons. NCBI's taxonomy places the organism in Eukaryota, Fungi, Ascomycota, Orbiliomycetes, Orbiliales, Orbiliaceae. The record is from RefSeq and is a predicted model, not a curated record.